Messenger RNA from Caenorhabditis elegans, 929 nucleotides. RefSeq lists its product as uncharacterized. The coding region runs from base 33 to 665 and encodes 210 amino acids. The transcript has 5 exons. NCBI's taxonomy places the organism in Eukaryota, Metazoa, Nematoda, Chromadorea, Rhabditida, Rhabditidae. The record is from RefSeq and is marked reviewed.
AAUUGGUUUAUUUCCAGCUCCCAACACACAAAAUGAUUGGAAUGGUCAAUGUUCAGUGUGAUACUCCUCUCGACUACUACGCAACUGCUCCAAACCUGUUGAGCAGAGACACUUCUGUCAGAAAACGUGGGGAUAGUGAAUCAGCAAAUGCUUCCCGCCACAACUCUACCAAGCGUACUCCAUCAUGGCGUCCACUUUUCACUGGACAGGGUAAAAAGAAAAGUUCAAAGCCCAAAUAUCUACAGGAUGGCCGGAAAAUGACAGAAGAUGGGCAUGACGAGCCAAAUAAGCUUUGGGAAGAGCUUUUCCUCCGUUCAUUCGCCCACAAAAUUGAGCAGGAAAUCUCGUCGCCGAGCCCACUUGAAGCACACAAAAAUCUGAAUUCGGAACUCUCAAAACUCAAUAUUCAAGACAAAUCCUUCUACCGAUCUACAUAUUCGUUGGUGUCGCCCACGCGGAUAGAAAAUACUGAUUUUGAGGAGUUGGAGAGGAUCGAGAAUCAGGAGAAGACUCAGGAUGACUCAAAACCCAACCGCUCCAACUCAUCAACAGAACGGCCCAGUUCUCAAAUUUGCAGUGUUUUUCUUCCAUUUAUCAAGACAAUUAAGGGAAACAAAAAGAAGAAUUCGAUUACUUCAGUGAAUAAUAAUACCAAAAAUUCAUGAUUUUUUGAAAAUUUUAACUUUUUUUUUCCCGCAUUUUUUUGCCUUUUUUCUCAACUUUUACUCUCAAAACCCCACUCUUUUGUCACAUAAUAUCUAUAUCAUUAAUUUAAUUUUAAAUAUUGCCCCAACACACACACAACUACAGUAAUCCUCUCACUUUUUCGCCCACCACUCAAUUGUUGAACACACAAUAUUAUUUUAUACAAACCACACACAAAAAAAAAGAAGAAUCAAUCAAUAAAUCGGCCACAAGUUCAGUUUUUC